CGUAAUAAUUCGUAGAUUAAGUACGGGACAUGAUUUUUUAAGCAAAAUCUGAUCCAACUAAAAAAACUCGAUCCAAAUCAAAAAAAUCUGACCAAAACCAAGAAAACCCGACCCGACCGCGUUUAAUCGAGAGAGAGACGAACCAACCUGAUCCAACCCAACACUGUGCACGGCUUAGAAAUGGGCGUGUCAAAUGAUCCACAAUCCUCCGACCCAACUCAGCGUUUGAACAGAUUUAAUACCACAUACCAGCCUUGUCGGACUAGUGUUCUGACCAUGGUCCUGGACGACGUCUCUGCGCACAUCGCUCUGGCCGGGGCCUGGGCAGGGGCGCGGGGCCGGGGAUGCGAGGUGGGGUGCGCUUUUGAUCACGUUUCCGGAUAGGUUCCGGUCUCCGGAGGACCCCUCUUUCCUGAUGGUUCGAGCUGUUGAUUGUGUCGGCAGCAUUGCCCAUAGUUUGGCUAUGCUAUGCACACUCGCCAGUUGCCACUGCCUACUCACUACUCACUAGUGUAUCCAGACCUGACCACGAGUGCACUGCGCACAACGCUGUGUCGCUGUGCCUGUGCGCUCGACGAUUCCAGACAUCGCCCACGGGCCACGGCCGCCAAACACUGCUGCUGGAACUGCACGCCCUCCUCGCUCCACUGAUACAAAGCUGCGCCUGCGCUCGCUCCAAGGUACCCAUGGGAUCCCAUGACCACUACACCUCCGCCUCGCAAUUCGUCUUCGCCGCCGUCGAUUCCAACCCCAACCCCAGGCCCAGCCACAGCCACAAGCCCAAGACCACCGUGCAAAUCCCCAUCACGUCUCUACCAGAACGGGCUCGGGCGGGACCGCCCGACGCGGCGGCGGCGGCCGCUAAGAUCCAGGCGGCCUUGCGGGGCUACCUGGUCAGGCGGCACGCCGCGGCCGUGCGCGGGGCCGACGCCGAGGCGACGCGGCUCGAGCGGCUGCUCCGGCGGCAGGAGACCGUGGACGCCGUCCGCGGCGACGAGCGCGAGCGGGCCCGGUUCUCCGAGGCGCUCAUGGCCGUGCUGCUCCGCCUGGACGCCGUGCCGGGGCGCUACCCGGCCGUGCGGGACGCGCGGCGCGCCGUGAGCCGCCGCGUCGUCGGCCUGCAGGAGGUGUUCGACGCUGUUGUCGCGGCACCUGCAGCGCAGACUUGCGGGGUUCCGGCUAGCCUGGAGCAGGUCCUCGAAGGGAUCUGGGGCGUCGGAGAGGCGCCUGUUCCGGUGCCUCCGUCGCCGGCGAUGGCGGCGGCGGAGGAGGAAGUGAGGAGGGGCGGGUCAUACUGGGCAAGGUUUUUUGGUGGAGUGUAGGCUGGCUGUGUAGCGAGGAGGCUCAGGAGGGUAGCUGGGUACUAGAAUGGCUAUAGUCUACUGCUGUGCCGUACUCGGCUGUACCUGUACAUGUAUUUUGUGAUGUGUAUACCAAAGUGCCAUGUUGCGGUUAUUGAACGUGAGAAAAAAAAACUGUAAGUCACCGUUUGGUUCCUUU
Messenger RNA from Zea mays, 1500 nucleotides. RefSeq names its product BAG family molecular chaperone regulator 5, mitochondrial. The coding region runs from base 687 to 1322 and encodes 211 amino acids. Gene Ontology annotation, biological process: protein folding. NCBI's taxonomy places the organism in Eukaryota, Viridiplantae, Streptophyta, Magnoliopsida, Poales, Poaceae. The transcript has a single exon. Gene Ontology annotation, molecular function: protein-folding chaperone binding. Gene Ontology annotation, cellular component: plasmodesma. The record is from RefSeq and is a predicted model, not a curated record.